Messenger RNA from Jatropha curcas, 1110 nucleotides. It is a transcript of the gene APX2, whose product is annotated as ascorbate peroxidase 2. Gene Ontology annotation, molecular function: peroxidase activity; heme binding. Gene Ontology annotation, biological process: hydrogen peroxide catabolic process; cellular response to oxidative stress; response to reactive oxygen species. Gene Ontology annotation, cellular component: chloroplast. Lineage: Eukaryota; Viridiplantae; Streptophyta; Magnoliopsida; Malpighiales; Euphorbiaceae. The record is from RefSeq and is a predicted model, not a curated record.
AGCAGGCCACAUCACCAUAAUUCACUACCAAACUCUCAUCAUACGUGGCAGAAUGCGAUUGGAUCACCUUCAAGUUUCCAUUUGUGUUACGGCUCAAGGAUGAACAUAACCAGAACAUAACGACCUAUUGGAACACUCUGGAAAUGGAAUCCAAUAACACAACGCCAACACUAGAAACUUCUCUUCUCUUAUCUUGAUUAUGCAUAUAACUGCUGUGAUUUCGCUCAGUUCUCAACGUAAGCAAUAAAGCAGCAGAGCAAGUAGCUGGUGGUGACUGUUAGCAAAACAUGGGGAAAAUCUACCCAAAGGUGAGUGAGGAGUAUCAGAAAGCAGUCGAGAAAUGCAAGAGGAAGCUUAGAGGACUUAUCGCUGAGAAGCAUUGCGCUCCUAUCGUCCUUCGCUUAGCAUGGCACGCUGCAGGUACUUUUGACGUGAAUACAAGAACAGGAGGGCCUUUUGGGACGAUCAGGCUUCAAGAGGAGCUAGCUCACGAGGCCAACAAUGGUCUUGAUAUUGCUGUCAGGCUUCUACAGCCUAUCAAAGACCAAUUUCCUAUCUUAACUUAUGCUGACUUCUAUCAGUUAGCAGGAGUUGUUGCUGUUGAAAUUACAGGAGGGCCUGAGAUUCCCUUCCAUCCAGGAAGACCGGACAAGACUGAUCCACCCCCAGAAGGUCGCUUACCUGAUGCUGCUAAAGGUUCGGACCAUUUGAGGGAUGUUUUUGGUCGAAUGGGUCUCAGUGACAAAGAUAUAGUUGCCUUGUCCGGUGGUCACACCCUGGGUAGGUGCCACAAAGAGCGUUCUGGAUAUGAGGGACCGUGGACCUUAAACCCUCUCAUUUUUGACAAUUCCUAUUUCAAGGAACUCUUAAGUGGAGAAAAAGAAGGCCUUAUUCAGUUGCCAACGGACAAGGCUCUUCUAGAGGAUCCAGUCUUUCGUCCUUUAGUUGAAAAAUAUGCUUCAGACGAGGAUGCUUUCUUUGAAGAUUAUGCAGAAGCUCAUUUGAAGCUGUCAGAACUAGGCUUCUCUGAUGCUGAGUAAAGGAAUGGAGAGUGGGUGAAAUUAUUUAUUUGAAUUGCGUUAUUUGGUUAUUUUGUUGAACUGUAUAUAU